ACGGCACUAAGAGACCGGCACUAAUAUCAUCAGUAAUAAUUUAAUAUCAUCUGUAAUAAUUUGAUAGGCCCGCUGAUCCAAUUAGGCCAGUGACUUGAGGAGUUGCAUUAAUAACGUCAUUAGGCGCCGCAUCUCCUCCGGAAACUUCGGCGGCCGCCGCCAAGGACGACAAAACCCACCUGAGGAUUUCGAGUUGGAUUGCCUUUCCUCCUCCUCCUCCUCCUCCUCCUCCUCCUCCUACUGCUGCCUACACCGCCGCCGCCUACGCCUACGCCUCCUACCACUACUCCUUCUCCGAAUCCUCUUCCUCCUCCUCCUCGACGCCGGCGGUGGUCCUUGGAGGAGGUCUACUCAAGUAGAAGGCAAUUUUCGGGGAAGGUGUGACCAGGUGGUUCGGCGGCCCCACUCCCGGCCGGGCUCCAGAAGCCAUGGACUACGCCUACUUGAACCAGGCGGCCGCGGCGGGCUUCGAGGCCUCGUCCUGCAGCAUUGGAGGCGCCCUGGGAGGGUCCAUGGACGCCUCUCACGCCCCUUACACCUACGGAGACCUCACCUCGUGCUCACAGAUGCCCUCCGCCUAUAGGUACACGGGGGCAGGUGUCAGGGGCUACAAUUCCGGAGUCGGAGUGGGCGUGGGCGUGGGAUCACAGCAGUGCGGGGUGAUGGGGCGCCCGCAGGAUCACCGCGCCAUGUUCCCAGCCUCCGUCACGCCUGUCAAUCUCCAAACUGGCCUCGGUUACAAGAUGUACGGCGGACACGAAGGCGUCCUCUCAGAGAAGAGGAAGCAGAGACGCAUUCGAACUACUUUCACGUCCGCACAACUCAAGGAAUUAGAAAGGGCUUUCCAGGAAACACAUUACCCAGACAUCUACACCAGGGAGGAAAUAGCCAUGAAGAUCGACCUGACGGAAGCUAGAGUACAGGUCUGGUUUCAAAAUCGUCGUGCCAAGUUCCGCAAGCAGGAGCGCCUGGCACAGCAGAAGGCACAGCAACAGCAACAGCAGCAGCAACAGCAGACUUCCAACAACAACAACAACAACAAUGAGAACAGUAAUGGAUCGACCAACACAGCUAAUUCUGCCUCCAGUCCCAGCACUGCCACCAAUGGACCAAAGGUUGAAGGAGGGAAGAGCGGCGCUCCAAACACAAGCGGCAGCAGCGGUAGCUCCAACACCAAGGACCUCCACCAAUCAGUCUCCAACAUGUCAGCCUCCACCUCGACUUCCCCCAACACAGUCGUCUCCAACACCGCUUCCUCCACCACCACCCUCCACCAGCUCGACCACAAGCCUAUCGUGGGGAAACUGGAGUCGUCCCCCAAAUGGUCGUCGGCCGCCCCGGCGGCGUCAGCCCCAGCAGGAGGAAACGGCGCCGGGGGCUGCAGCUCCCCACUCACCGCCCUUGAGAGGCCUUCGUCCUGCCCUUCACCCGUCCCUCUCACCACCCUCACCGCCCACUCCACCCACUCGGUCCACCACGGCGGCAACGUGGGCGUCCACACCAGCAUGGGCGGCAUGCAGCAGGGCCACCCCCCACCACCCCCAUUCUCGCUGCUGAACCACACCGUCAACAACUACAUGCUGCCCGACCCCACCAAGAGCAACCUCAUCUCGCAGCUCUUCUGAA
Molecule: messenger RNA, 1626 nt
Organism: Macrobrachium nipponense
Lineage: Eukaryota; Metazoa; Arthropoda; Malacostraca; Decapoda; Palaemonidae
Product: paired mesoderm homeobox protein 2B-like
Exons: 6
Coding region: 429-1625 (398 amino acids)
Biological process (GO): regulation of transcription by RNA polymerase II
Molecular function (GO): DNA-binding transcription factor activity, RNA polymerase II-specific; RNA polymerase II transcription regulatory region sequence-specific DNA binding
Source: RefSeq, a predicted model, not a curated record